CUGCAGGGAUAUCACAGGGAGCCACCUGCUUGCCAGGGCUCAGCCUACACACUUUCGAGAAUCCCGGACCAGAUCGAGGUCCCUGCAGGCACUACCAGGACAUCACGCCACUGGCAUGGCAGUGCCGGAGGACCUGAAGCCCUCUGACCCACAGGCUGGGAAGUUGAAACCAACAUUAACGAAGGAUUCGCAAGUGACAAGAAGGGAAUUCCUGGGGCGGUUCCUGCCUGGACCAAAGUCCCAGAAAGAUGGAGAAGGAGGAAGAAGAAACCCGGGAGAUUUUACUCCCUGACUGGCAAUGCGUUGGCUCUCAAAGCCUCACCAUCGACCAGACGGAUGAGGGUGUGUUCGUGAAACAGGUGAAGGAGGAUUCGCCAGCUGCCAAAGCGGGAGUCGUAAAGGAAGGAGAUCAGAUAGUGAGUGCCACCAUCUACUUUGACAACCUGCAGUCUGGGGAAGUCACACAGAUCCUAAAAAACGUGGGCCACCACACCGUGGGCCUUCGGCUGCAGAGGAAAGGAGACCGCUCUCCAUUGCCGGGACAGUCUUGGUCGCAUGACGUAUUUAGCCCGAGGAGUCCAGAGGUUGUUCUGAGCGGGGAUGAUGAAGAGUACAAACGGAUUUACACGACAAAAAUCAAGCCACGCCUUAAAUCAGAAGACGGUAUGGAAGUCGAGACUACGGGAACUCAAAGCAGAACCAUCACAGUUACCAAGAGAGUUACUGCGUAUACAGUUGACGUAACAGGACGUGAAGGCGCCAAAGACAUUGACAUCACCAGUCCAGAAUUCAAAAUCAAGAUUCCAAAACAUGAACUCACCCACAUUUCCAAAGCAGAUAUUGCAACAGAGCCUGGGAAAACUGUGAUCAAAAUCCCACACGGGGAUCUGUCAGGUAGAACCACCCAAAUAACAGAUUUCCGUGCCGAGGUGACAGGAAGACCUUCUGAUAUUACGUAUACUGGACCAACAACUGAAUUUCCCUCCAGGAACUUGGACGUUGGAGUUCCUGAAAUCCACAUGGAUAAACCCACAAGGGGGACAACUGAUAUUCGCGUCUCUGGGCCUCAUGUCAUGGGGGUACAUCUGGAUUCUGAUAUCACAGCACCUGAAACAAAUGGGAAAACAGUUGGUUCUGCCAUAGACUUGAAAGCUGGGGUUUCAGGAAGUAAGCUACCACAGUUUGGUAUCUCAAGCCCCCAAGUGCAAGGUGAUAUGAGAAGUUUACAAGCUGAUCUGUCAUCAUCACACCUUAAGGGUCCUUCUGCUAAUGUUUCGGGACCCCAAAUUCAAGGUGGACUCAAACGUCCAGAAGUUAAUGUUCCUGUGGCCAGCCCGAAAGGUCUUGAUCUGAGUGCUGACAGUGAAGGAAAAAUAACCUUUCCUGCAAUGAAAAUGCCGAAAUUUGGUGUAGCAUCUCCAACUUCUAACUUGGAAGCUCCUCAGCUUGAUGUAACAGCUCCAUCGGUGACUAUCAAAGGCCCAGAAGGUUCUCUGAAAGGCCACAAGGUUGAUAUCAAAGGGCCUAAAGUGGACCUUGGGACAUCAGACACCGGAGUUGAGGUGGGUGCAGGAGGCAUUAAGAUUCCACAUAUGAAACUUCCUAAAUUUUCCGCAUCAGACCCCACAGUGGAUGUGACUGUUCCUAAAGGAGGGAUUGAUAUCUCAGGACCCAAAGUGGACAUUCGGUCUCCAGAUGUGAGUGUUGAUGCCCAUGUGAAAGGACCCAGAUUUGGCAGGCCCGAAAUAGGUGGUCAGGUACCCAGAAUCUCUAUGGCAGAUGUUGACUUGAACCUAAAGGGUGCAAAAGUGAAAGGAGCCAUGGAUAUUUCGGGGCCAAAAUUGGAAGGUGGCUUGAAAGGGCCUGGUGUGGAAGUUAAAGGCGCCAAGCUAGAUUAUGAUGUUCCAAAGGUUGACCUUGAGGGUAGUGUGAAAGGUCCCAAAGUCUCCAUGCCAUCCUUGAAAACAUCACCAAUAAAAGUAGCAGUGCCAGCUAUGGACUUGGACGUGAAAGGGUCAAAACUAACCGGAGAUGUGGAUGUUUCCAUGCCACAGAUCAAAGGUGACCUCAAGGGUCCCCAGUUUGACAUCAAAGGCCCCAAACUGGACAUAGAUGCCCCUGGCAUUGGCAUCAAAGGCUCUCGAGGAGAACUGAAAGGUCCUCAUGUCAAAAUGCCGGAAAUGCAUGUCAAGACCCCUCAAAUAUCCAUGCCAGACAUUGACCUGAACUUGAAAGGCCCCAAGAUCAAAGGUGACGUUGAUGUUUCCAUUCCAAAGGUGGGAGGAGAAUUGAAAGGCCCAGCUGUCGAUCUCAAAGGGCCCAAACUGGAUGUCAGCGCACCAGAUGUUGAACUUCAUGGACCAGAACUCAAGAUGCCCAAACUGAAAAUGCCAAAAUUUGGCGUUCCAGGCUUCAAAGCCGAAGCCCCUGAUGUUGAUGUCAGUCUUCCACAGGGCGGCAGUGAAAUUUCAGGCCCGAAGGUGAGCAUUGGCGCUCCUAGCUUGGACAUUGAAAGCAAAAUUAAAAGUCCUGAAUUCAAGAUGCCUGAACUAAAUAUCCAGUCAUCAGAGAUCUCGGUACCAGAUGUGGACUUGAAUGUGAAAGGGCCCAGACUAAAGGGUGAUGUGAAUGUCUCUGUGCCGAAGGUAAAAGGUGACCUCGAGGGUCCCCAGUUUGAUAUCAAAGGCCCCAAACUGGACAUAGAUGCCCCUGGCAUUGGCAUCAAAGGUCCUCAUGGAGAACUGAAAGGUCCUCACGUCAAAAUGCCAGAAAUGCAUGUCAAGACCCCUCAAAUAUCCAUGCCAGACAUUGACCUGAACUUGAAAGGCCCCAAGAUCAAAGGCGAUGUUGAUGUUUCCAUUCCAAAGGUGAAAGGAGAAUUGAAAGGCCCAGCUGUCGAUCUCAAAGGGCCCAAACUGGAUGUCAGCGCACCAGAUGUUGAACUUCAUGGACCAGAACUCAAGAUGCCCAAACUGAAAAUGCCAAAAUUUGGCGUUCCAGGCUUCAAAGCCGAAGCCCCUGAUGUUGAUGUCAGUCUUCCAAAGGGCGGCAGUGAAAUUUCAGGCCCGAAGGUGAGCAUUGGCGCUCCUAGCUUGGACAUUGAAGGACCUGAAGGCAAAAUUAAAGGUCCCAAAUUCAAGAUGCCAGAAAUGAACAUUAAAGCUCCUCAAAUCUCCAUGCCAGACAUUGAUUUGAACUUGAAAGGCCCAAAAGUGAAAGGAGAUCUAGAUGUUUCGAUGCCAAAGGUACAAGGAGAGUUAAAAGGUUCUGGAUUGGACAUCAAGGGCCCCGAAGUGGAUGUCAGCAUGCCAGAUGUAGAUGUCCAGGGUCCUGAAGGAAAACUGAAGAUGCCCAAACUGAAAAUGCCCAAAUUUAGCAUGCCAGGCUUCAAAGGGGAAGUUCCUGCUGUUGAUGUCAGUCUUCCAAAGGGUAAUAUUGAUGUUUCUGGUCCCAAAGUAGACAUUGAAGGCCCUGACUUUGACAUUGAAGGCCCAGAAGGGAAGAUUAAAGCCCCCAAAUUCAAGAUGCCAGAAAUGCACAUCAAAGCUCCUAAAAUCUCUAUGCCAGACGUUGACCUGAAUUUAAAAGGCCCCAAGCUCAAAGGAGAUGUAGACUUUUCAGUUCCAAAGUUGGAAGGUGAUCUCAAAGGCCCUGAAAUGGAUAUCAAAGGACCCCAAGUAGAUUUCAGUGUUCCAGAUGUUGACCUUCAUGGGCCUGAAGGAAAGCUGAAAAUGCCAAAAUUCAAAAUGCCAAAAUUUGGAAUGCCAGGCUUCAAAGCAGAAGGCCCAGAGGUAGAUGUAAAUCUUCCCAAGGCAGAUGUUGAUAUUUCUGCACCUAAACUAGAAGUAGAAGCUCCUGAAUUCAACAUUGAAGGACCUGAAGGAAAAAUUAAAGGGCCCAAAUUUAAGAUGCCUGAACUAAAUAUACAUGCACCCAAGCUUUCUAUGCCUGAUGUAGAUUUGAAUUUAAAAGGCCCUAAAUUGAAGGGAGAUAUGGACAUUUCUGGGCCCAAAAUCGAAGGGCCUCAAGUUGACAUUGAGGGUCCGAAAAUAGAUGUUGACAUACCUGAUGUAGACCUGGAGGGUACUGAAGGGAAAAUCAAAGGUCCCAAAUUCAAGAUGCCAAAACUAAAUAUUAAGGCUCCUAAAAUCUCUAUGCCUGAUGUAGACAUGAAUCUAAAAGGUCCUAAAAUGAAGGGUGACAUGGACGUGACUGUUCCAGAGAUUGAGGGUGAACUGAAAGGAACCAGCAUUGAUAUAAAAGGCCCAAAGGUUGAUGUAGAUCUCCCAGAUGUUGAUCUCGAAGGUCCAGAGGCCAAGCUGAAGAUGCCAAAGAUGAAACUACCAAAAUUUGGCAUGUCCGGGUGGAAAGGGGAAGGCCCUGAUGUUGAUGUAAGUCUUCCCAAAGGAGGCCUGGAAGUUUCUGGACCAAAGGUGGACAUUCAAGCUCCUGAUGUUGACAUUGAAGGCCCUGAAGGAAAAAUAAAAGGCCCCAAAUUUAAAAUGCCCGAAAUGCAUUUCAAAACACCCAAAAUCUCCAUGCCAGAUAUUGACUUGAAUUUGAAAGCUCCGAAACUGAAGGGGGAUGUUGAUGUUUCUGUGCCAAAACUGGAAGGAGAACUGAAGGGCCCUGCCUUUGAUAUCAAGGGACCCGCCGUUGACGUGAGUGGUCCAGAUGUUGAUCUGCAAAGCGGAGGGAAAUUAAAAAUGCCAAAAUUAAAGAUGCCACAUUUUAGCAUGUCGGGACCCAAACUUGAAGGUUCUGAUGUAGAUGUGACUUUGCCAAAAGGAGAAGUUGACAUUACAGGCCCCAAAAUAGAUGUGCAAGCUCCCGAACUAGAUAUUGAAGGCCCCGAAGGGAAGCUGAAAGGUUCCAAGUUUAAGAUGCCAAAACUAAACAUCAAAGCACCGAAGGUUUCCAUGCCAGAUGUGGACUUGAACCUCAAGGCACCAGGAAGAAGUGGGGAGAUGGAUGUCACUGUUCCAAAUAUUGAAGGCAAUUUAAAAGGACCACAAAUUGACAUCAAGGGUCCCAAACUGGACAUUGAAGCACCUGAUGUUGAUCUACAGGGCCCUGAAGGAAAACUGAAAGGACCCAAAUUUAAGAUGCCGGAAAUGCACAUCAAAGCACCCAAGAUCUCCAUGCCAGACAUUGAUUUAAAUCUGAAAGGGCCUAAAUUCAAGGGUGAUGCAGAUAUUUCAGCCCCCAAGCUGGAAGGUGAUUUGACAGGUCCUGAGAUUGACAUCAAAGCCCCCAAACUGGACAUUGAUAUGCCCGAUGUUGAGCUACAUGGGCCUGAAGGAAAACUGAAGAUGCCUAAAUUAAAAAUGCCCAAAUUUGGAGUUCCUGGCUUCAAAGGAGAAGCUCCAGAUGUGGACAUAAGCCUUCCCAAAGCAGACCUCGAUGUUUCUGGUCCCAAGGUUGACAUUGAAGCCCCAAGUUUGGAUGUUGAAGGCCCAGAAGGAAAGGUGAAAGGUCCUAGAUUUAAGAUGCCUGAUAUGCAUUUUAAAGCUCCCAAAAUCUCCAUGCCAGAUAUUGAUUGGAAUUUGAAAGGCCCUAAAUUUAAGGGAGACUAUGAUGUUUCAGCUCCAAAGCUGGAAGGUGAUUUGAAAGGCCCAGAGGUUGAUAUCAAAGGGCCAAAGCUGGACGUAGACCUGCCUGAUGUUGACAUAGAAGGUCCGGAAGGAAAGUGGAAAAGUCCUAAAUUUAAGAUGCCAGAAAUGAACAUUAAAGCACCUAAAAUUUCCAUGCCUGAUGUGGAUUUCAACCUGAAAGGCCCCAAAUUGAAAGGCGAUGUGGACAUUUCAGUACCCAAACUGGAAGGCGAUUUGAAAGGACCACAAGUUGACAUCAAAGGUCCAGGGCUGGAUAUUGAAGCCCCAGAUGUUGAGCUGCAUGGUCCUGAAGGGAAGCUGAAGAUGCCUAAGUUCAAAAUGCCCAAAUUUGGAAUGCCCAGUUUCAAAGCCGAAGGGCCAGAUGUGGACGUAAGCCUUCCCAAAGCCGACCUCGAUGUUUCUGUUCCAAAAGUUGACAUUGAAGCACCAAGUUUGGACAUUGAAGGCCCAGAAGGAAAAGUGAAAGGGCCAAAGUUUAAGAUGCCUGAUAUGCAUUUUAAGGCACCCAAAAUCUCCAUGCCAGACUUCGACUUGAACCUGAAAGGCCCCAAAGUGAAAGGAGAUGUGGACGUAUCUGUGCCGAAGUGGGAAGGUGACCUGAAAGGCCCAGAUGUUGAUAUCCAGGGGCCAAAGCUGGACAUUGAAGCUCCUGAUGUUGAGAUUGGAGGCCCUGAAGGGAAGUGGAAAAGUCCUAAAUUUAAGAUGCCAGAAAUGCACAUCAAAGCACCCAAAAUUUCCAUGCCAGACUUUGAUUUGAACUUGAAAGGCCCUAAAGUGAAGGGAGAUGUAGACGUGUCUGUACCAAAGCUAGAAGGAGAUUUGAAAGGCCCUGGUGUUGAUAUCAAAGGGCCAGAAUUGGACAUUGAUGCUCCUGACAUUAACAUUGAAGGUCCAGAGGGAAAGUGGAAAGGUCCUAAAUUUAAGAUGCCUGAAAUGCAUAUCAAGGCACCUAAACUCUCCAUGCCAGAUAUUGAUUUGAGUCUAAGAGGCCCUAAGGUUAAAGGUGACAUGGAUGUUUCUGUGCCAAAGCUGGAAGGUGAGCUGAAAGCCCCAGAUGUGGAUAUCAAGGGACCCACAGUGGAUGUCGAUCUUCCUGAUGUUGAUCUCGAAGGACCUGAAGGGAAAUUGAAAGGGCCCAAAUUUAAGAUGCCUGAUAUGCAUUUUAAAACCCCCAAAAUCUCAAUGCCAGAUUUUGACCUAGGCUUCAAAGGUCCUAAAGUGAAGGGAGAUAUGGAUGUUUCUGUACCAAAGUUAGAAGGUGAUCUGAAAGGACCAGAAGUUGAUAUCAAGGGUCCUAAAGUUGAUGUUCAUAUUCCUGAUCUUGAUAUUGAAGGACCAGAAGGAAAACUGAAAGGUCCCAAGUUUAAGACACCUGAAAUGCAUUUUAAUGUUCCUAAAAUCUCCAUGCCAGACAUUGAUUUGAAUUGGAGGGGCCCUAAAGUUAAAGGUGAUGUGAAUGUUUCUGUUCCUAAACUUGAGGGUGAUUUGAAAGGCCCUGAUGUUGAUAUCAAGGGCCCUAAGCUAGAUGUUGACAUUCCUGAUGUUGAGAUUGAAGGCCCUGAAGGGAAAUGGAAAAGCCCCAAAUUUAAGAUGCCUGAAAUGCAUAUUAAAGCACCUAAAAUCUCUAUGCCAGAUUUUGACUUGAACCUGAAGGGUCCCAAACUGAAGGGUGAUGCAGAUGUUUCUUUGCCAAAGUUAGAGGGAGAACUGAAAGGUCCAGAUGUUGAUGUUACAGGUCCCAAAGUAGAUAUCGAUGUUCCUGAUGUCAGUUUGGAAGGUCCAGAGGGAAAGAUCAAAGGCCCCAAAUUUAAGAUGCCAGAGAUGCACAUCAAAGCCCCCAAAAUUUCGAUGCCAGAUAUCAAAACUCCUAAACUUUCAAUGCCAGAUGUUGAUUUGAAUUUGAAAGGUCCUAAACUGAAGGGAGAUGUUGACGUUUCACUUCCAACAUUAAAAGGUGAUCUGAAAGGCCCAGAAGUGGAUCUCAAGGGCCCCAAACUGGACAUUGAUGCUCCUGAUGUUGAGAUUGAAGGCCCUGAAGGGAAGUGGAAAGGUCCUAAGUUUAAGAUGCCAGAAAUGCACAUCAAGGCGCCCAAAAUCUCCAUGCCAGACUUUGAUAUAAAUUUGAAAGGUCCCAAAUUGAAGGGUGAUGUGGAUGUUCCAAAGCUAGAAGGUGACCUGAAAUGCCCAGACAUUGAUGUUAAAGGUCCUAAAUUGGACGUAGAUGUUCCCAGCAUGGACAUUAAGGGUCCAGAAGGCAAAGUGAAAGGGCCAAAAUUCAAGAUGCCUGAAAUGAAUAUUAAAGCGCCCAAGAUCUCAAUGCCAGAUAUAGAUCUGAAUUUGAAAGGACCGAAGCUGGAAGGAGACAUGGAGGUUUCAUUGCCAAAGGCAGAGGGCCCUGACAUUGACUUCAAAGGUCCCAAGGUGGACAUUGAUGCCCCAGAUAUAGAACUCCAUGGUCCAGAGGGCAAGCUCAAAAUGCCCAAAUUUAAAAUGCCCAAAUUUGGAAUGCCCAGUUUCAAAGCAGAAGGUCCUGAGGUGGAUGUCAAUCUCCCAAAGGGAGACAUUGAUAUAGCUGCUCCAAAGAUGGACAUAGAAGGCCCUGAAUUGGAUAUUGAAGGUCCAGAAGGUAAAAUUAGAGGCCCCAAAUUUAAGAUGCCAGAAAUGCACAUCAAAGCUCCUAAAAUCUCGAUGCCAGAUGUUGACUUAAAUUUGAAAGGGCCAAAGUUGAAAGGAGACAUGGACAUUUCACUACCAAAGGUCGAAGGUGAACUGACAGCACCUGACAUUGACAUCAAAGGACCCAAGCUGGACAUUGAAGCACCAGAUGUUGACCUACAUGGCCCAGAAGGCAAAUUGAAAAUGCCCAAAUUUAAAAUGCCUAAAUUCAGCAUGCCAGGUUUCAAAGGGGAAGGACCUUCAGUGGAUGUGAAUCUUCCCAAGGGGGAAUUAGAUGUAUCUGGCCCCAAACUAGACAUUGCAACACCUGAUUUAGAAAUUGAAGGCCCUGAAGGGAAAAUCAAAGGUCCCAAGUUCAAGAAGCCUGAAAUGCAUUUUAAUGUUCCAAAAAUCUCAAUGCCAGAUAUUGACUUGAAUUUGAAAGGUCCAAGAUUGAAGGGAGAUCUAGAAGGUGACAUUAAAGGUCCUAACAUUGAUGUUGAUGUGGAGGCUCCAAAAGUUGAAAUUGAAGGAAAGUCAAAGAAAUCAAGAUUCAAGCUUCCAAAGUUUAGCUUUUCCAGCUCUAAAGGUCAGACCCCAGAGGUAGAUGUAAAGCUUAAAAAACCAGAUGUUGAUAUAUCAGGACCCAAAGUGGAUGUUCAAGUUCCAGAUGCUGAUGUCCAUGGGAAAGUGAAAAGCCCUAAAUUUAAAAUGCCUUCCCUGAACAUUUCUUCACCUAAAGUUUCAAUGCCAGAUGUGGAAUUAAAUUUAAAAGGGCCUAAAUUAAAAGGUGACUUGGAUGUCUCUGUUCCAAGCUUGGAAGGGGAUUUGAAAGCUCCUGACCUUGACAUCAAAGGCCCCAAGAUAGACAUUGAUGCACCAGAUGUUGAUCUCCAUGGACCAGAGGGCAAACUCAAAAUGCCCAAAUUUAGAAUGCCCAAAUUUGGAAUGCCUGGCUUCAAAGCAGAAGGUCCUGAGGUGGAUGUAAAUCUUCCCAAAGCAGACAUUGAUGUUUCCGGACCCAAGUUGGACAUUGAAACUCCUGACUUGGAUAUAGAAGGCCCUGAAGGGAAGAUCAAAGGCCCAAAAUUUAAGAUGCCUGAAAUGCAUUUCAAUGUCCCCAAAAUUUCAAUGCCAGAUUUGAAUUUGAAGGGACCCAAGCUGAAAGGAGAUGUUGACGUUUCAGCACCUACAUUAGAAGGCAACUUGAAAGGCCCUGACAUUGACAUCAAGGGCCCCAAACUGGACAUUGACACACCUGAAAUUGACAUUGAAGGUCCAGAAGGAAAACUCAAGGGUCCCAAGUUUAAGAUGCCUGAUAUGCAUUUUAAAGCACCCAAAAUCUCCAUGCCAGACUUCGACUUGAACCUGAAAGGCCCCAAAAUGAAAGGAGAUGUGGACGUAUCUGUGCCGAAGUGGGAAGGUGACCUGAAAGGCCCAGAUGUUGAUAUCAAGGGGCCAAAGCUGGAUGUAGACCUGCCUGAUGUUGACAUAGAAGGUCCAGAAGGAAAGUGGAAAAGUCCUAAAUUUAAGAUGCCAGAAAUGAACAUUAAAGCACCUAAAAUUUCUAUGCCUGAUGUGGAUUUCAACCUGAAAGGCCCCAAAUUGAGAGGUGAUGUGGACGUUUCAGUACCCAAACUGGAAGGCGAUUUGAAGGGACCACAUGUUGACAUCAAAGGUCCAGGGCUGGAUAUUGAAGCCCCAGAUGUUGAGCUGCAUGGUCCUGAAGGGAAGCUGAAGAUGCCUAAGUUCAAAAUGCCCAAAUUUGGAAUGCCCAGUUUUAAAGCCGAAGGGCCAGAUGUGGACGUAAGCCUUCCCAAAGCCGACCUCGAUGUUUCUAUUCCAAAAGUUGAUAUUGAAGCACCAAGUUUGGACAUUGAAGGCCCAGAAGGAAAAGUGAAAGGGCCAAAGUUUAAGAUGCCUGAUAUGCAUUUUAAGGCACCCAAAAUCUCCAUGCCAGACUUCGAUUUGAACCUGAAAGGCCCCAAAGUGAAAGGAGAUGUGGACGUAUCUGUGCCGAAGUGGGAAGGUGACCUGAAAGGCCCAGAUGUUGAUAUCAAGGGGCCAAAGCUGGAUGUAGACCUGCCUGACGUUGACAUAGAAGGUCCGGAAGGAAAGUGGAAAAGUCCUAAAUUUAAGAUGCCAGAAAUGAACAUUAAAGCACCUAAAAUUUCUAUGCCUGAUGUGGAUUUCAACUUGAAAGGCCCCAAACUGAAAGGUGAUGUGGACAUUUCAGUACCCAAACUGGAAGGCGAUUUGAAAGGACCACAAGUUGACAUCAAAGGUCCAGGGCUGGAUAUUUGAAGCCCACAGAUGUUGUUGAGGCUGCAUGGUCCUGAGAAGGGAAGCUGAAGAUGCCUAAGUUCAAAACUGCCCAAAUUUGGAAUGCCCAGUUUCAAAGCCGAAGGGCCAGAUGUGGACAUAAGCCUUCCCAAAGCCGACCUCGAUGUUUCCUCUUCUGUUCCAAAAGUUGACAUUGAAGCUCCAUGUUUGGACGUUGAAGGCCCAGAAGGAAAAGUGAAAAGGAGCCAAAGAAGUUUACAAGAUGCUCUGAUAUGCAUUUUAAAAGCACACUCCAAAAUCUCCAUGCCAGACUUCGAGCUUGAACCUGAAAGGAGCCCCAAAGUGAAAGGAGAUGUGGGCACGUAUCUGUGCCCAAAGUGGGAAGGUGACCUGAAAGGCCCAGAUGUUGAUAUCCAGGGGCCAAAGCUGGAUGUAGACCUGCCCGAUGUUGACAUAGAAGGUCCGGAAGGAAAGUGGAAAAGUCCUAAAUUUAAGAUGCCAGAAAUGAACAUUAAAGCACCUAAAAUUUCCAUGCCUGAUGUGGAUUUCAACCUGAAAGGCCCCAACCUGAAAGGCGAUGUGGACGUAUCUGUGCCGAAGUGGGAAGGUGACCUGAAAGGCCCAGAUGUUGAUAUCCAGGGGCCAAAACUGGACAUUGAAGCUCCUGAUGUUGAGAUUGGAGGCCCUGAAGGGAAGUGGAAAAGUCCUAAAUUUAAGAUGCCAGAAAUGCACAUCAAAGCACCCAAAAUUUCCAUGCCUGAUGUGGAUUUCAACCUGAAAGGCCCCAAAUUGAGAGGUGAUGUGGACGUUUCAGUACCCAAACUGGAAGGCGAUCUGAAGGGACCACAUGUUGACAUCAAAGGUCCAGGGCUGGAUAUUGAAGCCCCAGAUGUUGAGCUGCAUGGUCCUGAAGGGAAACUGAAGAUGCCUAAGUUCAAAAUGCCCAAAUUUGGAAUGCCCAGUUUCAAAGCCGAAGGGCCAGAUGUGGACGUAAGCCUUCCCAAAGCCGACCUCGAUGUUUCUGUUCCAAAAGUUGACAUUGAAGUCCCAAGUUUGGACAUUGAAGGCCCAGAAGGCAAAGUGAAAGGUCCAAAAUUUAAGAUGCCUGAUAUGCAUUUUAAGGCACCCAAAAUCUCCAUGCCAGACUUCGACUUGAACCUAAAAGGCCCCAAAGUGAAAGGAGAUGUGGACGUAUCUGUGCCGAAGUGGGAAGGUGACCUGAAAGGUCCAGAUGUUGAUAUCAAGGGGCCAAAACUGGAUGUAGACCUGCCCGAUGUUGACAUAGAAGGUCCAGAAGGAAAAUUGAAAGGUCCUAAAUUUAAGAUGCCAGAAAUGCACUUCAAGGCUCCGAAAAUUUCUAUGCCAGAUAUGAACCUAAACCUGAAAGGCCCCAAAGUGAAAGGAGAUAUGGACGUUUCUGUGCCAAAACUAGAAGGAGAUUUAAAAGGUCCUGAAAUUGACAUCAAAGGACCUCAGAUUGAUGUUCCUGACAUUGAUAUUGAGGGACCAGAUGGAAAACUGAAAGGUCCUAGAUUUAAAAUGCCUGAAAUGAACAUCAAAGCUCCAAAAAUUUCUAUGCCAGAUGUAGACUUCAACCUGAAAGGCCCCAAACUGAAAGGUGAGAUGGACUUGGAUGCUUCACUCCCGAAGAUUGAAGGCGAUUUGAAGGGACCGAGUAUUGAUGUAAAGGGGCCAAAACUGGAUGUUGAUGUACCCGAUGUUGAGUUGGAGUGUCCCGAAGGAAAACUGAAAGGUCCCAAAUUUAAGAUGCCCGAAAUGCAUUUUAAAACCCCCAAAAUCUCCAUGCCAGAUUUUGACUUGAAUUUGAAAGGUGCCAAAAUGAAGGGAGACCUAGAUGCAGAUCUCAGUCUGAAAGGACCUCAGAUGAAAGGGGACUUGAGUGUUUCUGGGCCAAAGCUGGAAGGAGAUCUGAAAGGUCCAGAAAUUGACAUCAAAGGCCCUAAGAUGGACAUUGAUAUGCCUGAUGUUGAUAUCCAUGGUCCAGAUGGAAAAGUAAAGUUCCCCAAGAUGAAGCUCCCCAAAUUUGGCAUGCCUGGGUUCAAAGGAGAAGGACCUGAUGUGGAUGUGAAUCUGCCUAAAGGAGGAUUAGAAGUCUCAGGUCCCAAAGUCAAUGUUGAAUGUCCCAGUGUGGACAUCGAAGGGCCAGAAGGACAACUCAAAGGCCCCAAGCUCAAGAUGCCUGAAAUGCAUUUCAAGACACCAAAAAUCUCCAUGCCAGAGAUUGACUUAAAUCUGAAAGGACACAAGGUGAAAGGUGACGUGGAUGUUCCCAAGAUUGAGGGCAAUUUAAAAGGUCCAGGGAUUGACAUUAAAGGCCCAGGAAUUGAAGGUCCGGAAGUCGACUUGGAGUGUCCUGAUGUAAACAUCGAAGGGCCCGAAGGAAACAUUAAGCUCCCCAAGUUUAAGAUGCCAAAAUUUGGUUUUGGAGCCAAGAGCCCCAAAGCAGAUAUAAAGUCUCCCACUCUGGACGUCUCUCUUCCAGAAGGUGAACUAAACGUUGAGUCACCUGACAUCAGUGUAUCAGGCAAGGGGAAGAAAAGCAAAUUCAAGAUGCCCAAAAUACAUAUGAGUGGGCCUAAAAUUAAAGGCAAGAAGGCUGGCCUUGACGUGAGUGGGGAGAUGAGUGCAGGGGUGAAAUCACCCGAUUUAGAAGGAAGUCUCUCUGCCCCAGAUGCCUCACUGAAAGGAGACAUCAGGCUGCCCAAGGAAAAGAAACCUAUGUUUGGGAAACUCUCUUUCCCUGAUGUUGAAUUUGAUAUAAAAUCACCAGUGUUUAAGGCCGAUGCUUCUUUGCCAAAGGUGGAAGGAGAAAUCAGGGCACCAGGAAUAGAUGUUUCAUCACCGUCUGUUACAUCGCCAGGUCUCAACAUUACUGUUCCAAGCGCAAGUGCCAAUCUUCCAGAUGUUAAUAUUGGAGGUCCUGAUAUCAGUCUUAAGAAACCAAAGUUCAAACUCUCAAGUGGGAAUGUAGACCUGGCUGGCCCCAAACUGGAAGGAGACAUCAAAGUGCCAAGUAUUGAUGCAAAAGUUUGUGCUCCUGACAUCAGCCUGAAAGGUCCUUCAGUGAACGUACCAUCAGUAGACAUUUCUGCUGCCACUAUCUCAGCUCCUGAUCUUGAUGUUAAUUUGAAAGGACCAAACCUAAAAGUUGAUGCUGAACUCCCCAAGGGAGAAUUGCAAGGCCUGGAAGGGAAACUGAAGUUCCCCAAGUUUGGUUUCCCGAAGAUUGGAAAACCAGGAGUGAAAUUAGAAGGGCCAGAGGUUGAUCUUCAAGGAAAACUGCCCUCGGCAAGCAUGGAUGUCUCAGCUCCAAGCAUUCAAGGAGACGUGAAUGUUCCUGCAGUUGAUGUAAACUUGAAAGGACCAAAAUUAGGAGACCUGGGUCUUUCUGGUGAUAUUAAAGGCCCAACCGUUGGAAUUGGAAUGCCAGAUGCUGACAUCAGUGGUUUUGAAGGGAAGCUUAAAAUGCCAAAGUUCCAAGGUCCAGAUAUCAGCUUGACUGCUCCAGGCCUAGAUGUGAAAGGACCGUCAAUGAAAAUGACCUCUGGAGGAGGCAUUUCUGCACCUGAUUGUGAUGUGAAUUUGAAAGGACCAAAGAUCAAGGGAGAUCUUGGCAUUUCUAGUGACAUUCAGUCUCCUAAGGUGGCUGUGGAGGCGCCCAGUGUUAACCUAGAAGGUUCUGGAGGUGGCAUUAAACUUCCUUCCCUCAAGCUUCCCCAAUUCGGCAUCUCCAGCUCUCAUGGUGAAAGUCCUAACCUGGAUGUGAAUAUUGCAGGACCACAAAUCAAAGGACCUGACGUACAUUUCAAAGGGCCUAACAUUUCUGUUCCAGCAGUUUCCUCCCCAGAUGUUGACUUGAACCUGAAAGGACCAAGCUUGAAAGGCGACGUUAAUAUUGCUGGUGACAUGAAAGGUCCAAAAAUUGAAGUACCGGGUGUAAAAAUCUCCAGCACGGACUUAGAUGCUCCUGAUGUCAAUUUGAGAGGACCCUCGUUCAAUGUGUCAGCUCCUAAAGUUUCUGGACCAGAUUUUGGCAUAAAUUUGAAAGGGCCGAAAGUCAAAGGAGAUCUUGAUAUUUCUAGAGAUGUUAAAACUCCACAGCUAAGUGCUGGCAUGCAAGGGGCAGGAGGCUUUCAGAUUUCUGGACCAAAAGUAGGUGGUGAUCUGAAGGGUCCCCAAUUAGAAAUCAAGGGUCCUUCCAUUGGAGUGAAUGUUCCACAAGGCCAUUUGGAGAGUCCAUCUGGAAAAGUGUCGUUCCCAAAGAUGAAAAUGCCAAAAUUUGUGGUAGCGGGGCAGGAGCUAACAGGAAGGGAGGUUGGGGUUGACGUUGAUUUCCCUCAGGCACCAGAGGCAAGUCUCCCUUCAGGCACGAUGAAUGUUGAACUAGAAGAGCCUGACAUUAAGCUUAAGAAAUCUAAAAUUAAAAUGCCAAAAUUUGCUUUCUCUAAACCGAAGGUCAAAGGCAGUGUUGGGUCCGCAGACGUCUCAGCAUCUGUUUCAGGGGGUGAGGGAGAGUUAAAGGCCAGCAUGGGAUCCUUGGAGGGUGACUUAGAGGUUGGUGAAGCGACAGCCUCUCCCAAAGGGAAGUUCUCGUUUUUUAAGACCAAAAAGUCACGUCAUCGGUCAUCGUCCUUCAGCGACGAGCAUUCCUCACAUUCAACGCCAACCGGCACACUGGAGCACGAGAGCAAGCAUGCCAAACUGAAAUUUGGUACCUUUGGGGGGAUAGGCUCAAAAUCUAAGGGUUCUUAUGAGGUAACGGGAAGUGAUGAUGAAGGGAAGGUGCAGGGUAGCGGGGCCUCACUAGCGUCCAAGAAGUCUCGGCUGUCAUCCUCCUCGAGUAAUGACAGCGGAACCAAAGCCGCCUUUCGAAUGCCACAAGUAGAGUUGACUGUGGCAAAGAAGAAAGAAUAAAGUGGGGGAGAAAAAAAUCUCAUGUACAUAUUGUCUGUGUAUAUAUAUCUCUUUACUUUCUGUGUGUGUAUAUAUAUUUUACUAGCUCAAAAUACUCAGCAAUAAAACAGGUGAUGCCCAGUGAAAUGGUAGGCUUUAACUGAAAAACAACUACUGUUUUUCUGUGAUCAGGGAGGUGUCCACCAAUAUGUUUCCAUCUUCCGUAGAUAUAGAUGUAUAUCUGACAGAAACUGGCACAGCUGCUCUUUUGGUUAAGUCCUGAGUGGUGUUGGAAGCCCAACCGAUUUCUAAGAAUGCACUACUCCACUUUCCCACAAUGCAUUGUGGCCACAAAUACUGAAAUGUGUGCCCAGUCAGUCAGCAGAAAGACAAAGACUGCUCAGUGAAUCAGCUGUAUCCAUUUGGUGAAUCAGUAUAAUUUGUGCCAAGGCUUAAUUCUGGACGACUUACCCAUUAAAGAGGAAGGGCCAGGAUCUUUUAUGAUAUUUAAAGCUGUGCCAUAAGGAAGAUGGAUGUACAGUUCCUCAGAUGUAUUUUGGAAGUUUUCUCUUGUGUUCCGGAUUAGGGUUUGUGCUUUGUAUGCUGAGAGCUUUACGUUUACUUUAGCAAGCUUAAACAUACAUAAAUAUAUAUAAUUUUCAUUUUGGUGAAUAUCUUCAGUGAUGGUCUUCUAUGGAAAUAUUUCCAUUUAAUUACCUUUUUUGGCUUUUAUUUGCAGGGGACUGAAAUUUCUAUCAUUAAAAAUGGAUUUAUUGAAAGAAAAACACUGUAAAAGUAUAUAGAUGCAACUGAGAUGUGUCAAAUUUGAUUCUUGCUAGAUUUGUGUUGUCUCAAGCGGGUUUUAUUAGCUGGGGAAGGGGCAGAAAAAUACACACAUAAGACACCCAUGGUUUAAUUUAAUUUAAGUUUUGUUGGGUUAAAGAAUAUUUUGCUAAAAUAAAUUAAUUGAAAACUAACUUUGUACAUUCUGACAUCAUCUUAGUUGUCUCCGUAUAUUUGACAUUCUUUGUAUUAUAAGGCAGGACUUUCUCUUAGUUGUGGUGCAAAGAUUCUAUCUGCUAUUCUCGUCCCUUCCAUCCUACAGAUAUUUGUUAUCUUUUCGUUAACAAACGUAUCUUGAUUUAAAACACAAACGAAACAAGAAAAGGAAAAUUCUUUCUCAGCACUUUAAGGCAAAUUAAUGGAGAAUGUAAGGAAACUGAUCUUGUAAAAUGCAAAUAAACUGUUCAUUAACCUUUGA
Messenger RNA from Sphaerodactylus townsendi, 16728 nucleotides. RefSeq names its product AHNAK nucleoprotein (gene AHNAK). Gene Ontology annotation, molecular function: protein binding. NCBI's taxonomy places the organism in Eukaryota, Metazoa, Chordata, Lepidosauria, Squamata, Sphaerodactylidae. The record is from RefSeq and is a predicted model, not a curated record. Gene Ontology annotation, biological process: regulation of RNA splicing. Gene Ontology annotation, cellular component: cytoplasm; costamere; nucleus.